Racocetra persica is the source of this 542-nucleotide messenger RNA. Lineage: Eukaryota; Fungi; Glomeromycota; Glomeromycetes; Diversisporales; Gigasporaceae. The record is from the annotation of a GenBank genome assembly.
AAUGGCUAAGAUAUAUGUUAUUGAUUAAACUUUUCACGGCUCCAAGAAGUUCAUCUCGAUUAAUUUCACUUGAACUUUUAUCACCGGGGACUUCAUUUGUUGGCAAUAAGCAUAAUUUUUCUACUUUUUAUGGAAAGAAUGAUCCAGAUAAGCUUGAUAUAAAUCUUGAUAAUCAAAAUGAUAAUCAAGAUAUUGAUUUAAUUCCUCCUGAACCUGUUCAUUUAAAAGAUUCUCUUCAAUAUCCCUCAUUAGAUUUAUUAUCUCAUUGUUUUAAUUCUACAACUUCAACUGAUCCCUUAAUAGGUAGUUCUCGAAGUAAUCAAACUAAUAUAAGUAAUACAAGUAAUACACGUGCUCCACUUAAUUCUACUACAAAUACAAUAGAUAUACCUUCAAAUUAUACGGUUAGUGAUGAUGAAGGCCGUAUUGAUGUUGUACUUGUUAAUGGUGAAAAUCAUUUAAAAAGAUCUUAUGAAAAAUCUUCUGAUGAUGAUUUAUCUCAAGAAAUUGAAACUUAUAAACUAUUAUUAAAAAGACUAUAG